Messenger RNA from Pecten maximus, 2745 nucleotides. RefSeq names its product spliceosome RNA helicase DDX39B-like. Gene Ontology annotation, biological process: mRNA export from nucleus; mRNA splicing, via spliceosome. Gene Ontology annotation, molecular function: RNA helicase activity; ATP binding; RNA binding. The transcript is spliced from 10 exons. The record is from RefSeq and is a predicted model, not a curated record. Lineage: Eukaryota; Metazoa; Mollusca; Bivalvia; Pectinida; Pectinidae. Bases 123 to 1406 code for a protein of 427 amino acids.
AAUGUGUUUUCCAACUAACACAUAUACACACGUUUUGACGGAAUACCACCAGUCGGAUUUUGCUCGCUGUCUUAAACAGAACUAUAUACGUACAGUUUCAAACAUUGAAUAUCUUUGUGACGAUGGAUCCCAUGGAUGAUAUCGACACAGAACUUAAUUAUAUUGAAGAGCCUGAGGAUGAAACCACGCCCUCUAAGAAAGCUGGCCAUGUCUCCGGGGGCAACAUGAAAGGGGAAUAUGUUUCUAUACAUAGCUCGGGAUUCAGGGACUUCCUUCUCAAGCCGGAACUUCUGCGGUCCAUCGCCGACUGUGGAUUUGAACAUCCAUCACAAGUUCAACACGAGUGCAUCCCGCAAGCAGUGUUGUCGAUGGACGUGUUGUGUCAAGCCAAGUCUGGUAUGGGGAAGACUGCUGUGUUUGUUCUGGCCACACUUCAACAGUUGGACCCUGUGGACGGACAGGUUUCUGUUAUAGUUUUGACACACACCCGGGAACUUGCCUUCCAAAUUGCAGACGACUACCGGAAGCUAUCUCGUCAUAUGAACAGUGUCAAGGUCGCUGUGUUUUUCGGAGGAAUCCCUAUCAAACAAGACGAAGAGACGUUAUCAAAAAACUGUCCCCACAUUGUCAUAGGAACUCCCGGCCGCAUCUUAGCACUGGCUCGGAAAGGGACACUCAAACUGGGAAACAUCCGCCAUUUUAUCCUGGACGAGUGUGACAAGAUGCUUGAAAUACUAGACAUGAGGAAAGAUGUUCAAGAUAUAUUCAGAAUGACGCCACACGAGAAACAAGUCAUGAUGUUCAGCGCCACCCUUGGGAAGGAAUCUCGUCUUGUCUGCAGGAGGUUUAUGCAGGAUCCAUUGGAGGUCUUUGUUGAUAACUGCUCUAAGUUGACCCUGCAUGGCCUUCGACAGUUUUAUGUCCAGGUCACAGAGAAGGAGAAGAACAAAAAACUCGUGACACUUCUCGAUGCCCUGGAAUUCAACCAGGUGAUCAUAUUUGUGAAGUCCGUCCAGAGGUGUGUGGCUCUAGCCAAGUUGCUGUUGGACCAGAACUUCCCAGCCAUUACCAUCCACAGUGCCAUGAAGCAAGAGGAAAGGCUAUCUCGAUACAAGCAAUUUAAGGAAUUCGAGAAGCGCCUCUUGGUGUCCACGAAUCUUUUUGGCCGAGGGAUGGAUGUUAUCGGAGUCAACAUUGUCUUUAACUACGACAUGGCAGAGGACUCGGACACCUUUCUCCAUAGGGUUGCUAGAGCUGGGAGAUUCGGCACGAAGGGCAUGGCCAUCACCUUCAUCGCCAACGAGAUGGAGGCCACAAUAAUGAAUAAGGUACAGGAACGAUUCCAGGUCAAUGUUCCUGUUUUACCUGAUGAAAUCGACACAUCCUCUUACCUCCCAGGGAAAUGAGGACUUGCUGAUGAAAAAGACAGUUAUGGCUGAAAUACAAAGAUCAAUAGAUCAAAUAAGGAUGUGUCGAACAUAAUUCCAUAUACAAUGUGAAUAAAUAUCUGUGAUAUAUUAGUACAACUUUUUUUCAAACAAGACAAUAAAUCUUGGAAAUAUUGUGUAUUAGAUCUGAUGUGCGCAUGCGCGUGUGUGGAGUGUGUUUCAAAGACGAGACGAAUCAUUUGGAAGAGUCGAACAUUAUCUAUUUUGUAGUAUUAGUUUAGAUAAAUUGUUUUUAACAAAGUGGGUUCUCCAGAAUUUUCAGCAAUAUUCACUUUUUUUAUUGUAAACUUACCGUGGAGUGAAUUCUUUGUUUGGAUGUGUGCAAUUGUUUUAUUAAAUGUAACAACAGACUUUGAUGUAACAUAUAUAUAUUGUAUCAUUGUAGAAAUAUGCAUGUUUUCAUUGUCAUUAGUCUUCUAUAUGUAAAUGUUAUAACUUGUGCCUAAUCCUUUGUUGUAAGUUUGACAAUAAAUAUAUUUAUAUCAAAUCAAAUCAAAUCAAGGAAGAUUUUAAUCCUUUAUGAAUACUACCGGCGAAAUCAAAUUCAAAUACGUGUAUCAGCCCAUGGUGCACUGUGUAUUGACAAUAUAUACAGGCCCAUCAAGCCUUUGGACAUAUGUGAAGUAGAUCGCCCUACAUUUACAAGAUUACCCUUUGUGUACGGACUGUCAAAACUGAGUGAGAUUUCUUAAGAUAUACAGUAAUAACUGUAUUAUUCAAUUAAAAUUACAUACGUAAAAAGAUGCAUCAUGCCGUAUAUAACCGGUUAUUUUCGCGGGAGUAUGUUUUUGGGAGCUUUACUGAAAACGAGGAAAAUAAAUUUACGCCGAUGACAAUUUUCGCUCUCAAGAGAUAUGAGAAAGUUAGAUUCCGUUUCAAACACGUGUUUGUUUUUGCUCCAACAUAGAUGUUUUAACAGUGGCUGUUUAGAAAUUCUUCAAAACUGGUCAUUUUAGACGGAGCCCGGUAAUCACAUUAUCUAUCCGAUAAAAUCAUUUUAUUACGGAUACUAGUGGGUUGCGUGUCUCGUUACUUCACCGCGAAAAUAACCGGUAAUAUACUUUAGUAUUUUACAUUGAAUAUUAUAGAAAAAUUGUACGUAGAAUAUUUCGUGUGUAAUAAGUGAGCUCGGUUUUAAUUCCAAUGAAGUUUAAAUUUAUUAAUAAACAAUCGUUAUGAUACUUUCUUUUCAACUGACUAAGAAGAAAAUGUCAUACUCUACAUAAAAAAGCAAAUGAAUGAUGUCAAGCGACAAGUAAAGCAGGGAAAAGAAGAACACUCCGAGCGGCCCUCGACU